This is a messenger RNA of Odontomachus brunneus, 895 nucleotides long. Its product is annotated as THAP domain-containing protein 2-like. The coding region runs from base 77 to 784 and encodes 235 amino acids. Gene Ontology annotation, molecular function: sequence-specific DNA binding. The record is from RefSeq and is a predicted model, not a curated record. NCBI's taxonomy places the organism in Eukaryota, Metazoa, Arthropoda, Insecta, Hymenoptera, Formicidae. The transcript is spliced from 6 exons.
CUGCUUGCACUAGUGCCCAGUAUAGAGGAAAAGAACAGACCUCUAAUUACAGUUAUUAUUAUCACCUAUAUUUAUUAUGCCAGACUGUUACGUAAAAGGCUGCAAAAGCAGGAGUUGUUACAGCCGGAAGAAUAAAACACAAUUGCAAUGGGAAAAAUCUGAAGGCAAAAACAUUACAUUUCAUAAAAUUCCAAAAAAUGCAAAGGAACGUUCAAAGUGGCUUGAUGCUGUGAAAUUAAAUGAUACGGAUGUACCAAUGAAUGCAAAAUUGUGCUCGCUACAUUUUGCAGAAAAUGCUUUUGAUAGAACAUCUGUUAAUUGUGUCAGGAUCCGACCUGGUGCCAUUCCACUAAAGAUUGAAUGUAUAAAUCAUAUAGACGCUUCUCAUAAAAAGGAAAAAAUACUAAAUGAAGGUGUCAAUGAAGAAAAUGAUCCCAAGGCAAUCGAAAUAUUUGAUAUAAGGAAAGAUCCUGUACAAGAUACUUAUGCUGAUAUUCAUGAAACAACGAUAAUGAAAAAUACUAGUACUUUAAGCAUUUUUAAAGAAACUAAAACUGCUUGUCAACAAACUAUACCACGCAAAGUUAAAAAUCAAGCAACUAGUGUUUCGCCACAUUUGUUGGAAGAUACGCCGACAGAACGGCUACUGAGAACUGCGCUAGUAAAUACAAAAAAAGAAUUACAUAAGACAAUUAAAUGUUUGCGGCAAAAACAUAGACGAUACAAGAAGCGUAUUGCACAUUUGCAAAAUGUACUGUUAUCUUUAAAGAAAAAAAAACUUUGAUUCACAACAUCUGGAUAUCUUAAACAAUAUAGGUACGUUUAAUAAGCAAUUUUUACUGCGUCAAAAUAGUAAGGCAAAUAAAACCCGAAUGCGUAAACAAUAUGAACCGAA